Mesocestoides corti is the source of this 1284-nucleotide messenger RNA. The record is from the annotation of a GenBank genome assembly. Lineage: Eukaryota; Metazoa; Platyhelminthes; Cestoda; Cyclophyllidea; Mesocestoididae.
AUGUUGCAGACAUUAAGAAGUCGUGUUGUUGACGGCUGGCGUUCCCUUCCGAUCCCAAGGGCAGGACAAGGGGAAUCAGGGACGCGACCGCCACUUCUUCGACAGCCAACCGUGGAUGAUGCAUCCAGUAGAGAACCACUCAGUCCUCCAACGUGGAGCCCACCAGUUAAAUACCAACCAAGCGAAUUCGUCAAAAGCAGAGAACUUGGACGACUCGAUCCGAAUCUUUACUUGAAUGAAACCAAUGAAGAUCUCUAUGACGUCCCAUUGGACCACCUAGGUCGUGUGUGGUUUACUAUUUCUUAUGACGAGACAGCCGAACAGUUGCGUAUCACCAUUCAUAAGGCACGAAAUCUCCGAGCUCCGCACCACCAGUCACUUCGAUCGUCGGGCAGUAUUGCGCCUAGUGAAAUUACCACUCUCAGUCUUCUUACACCGACCCCCACACAAGACUGCAGAAUCAGGGUUUACAUUCAGCGCUCAGAGAAAAAGUUCCACGCAACCUCAAUCAAGAAGCAAACAAACAAUCCAACGUUUGAAGAAUCCUUUACCUUUCAACUUCCAAAGCACGAAUUGUCCAAUCAGAGCAUCAGACUCGAUGUUCUCUCAAUUGAAAAGACGAAGCGGACUUUGCUGAUAGGUUACGUCUCCUUUCCUUUGGCCGUCAUCAACCAAACUGGCUCUCAAUGGAGGCCAAUGCGCGUUGCUCGGGACCUCCAGCUGUGUGAUAGCUCAAAUGUAAAUCUUGUUCCUGGGAAUAUACUUCUCGUAGUAGCUCUGACAUACUUUCCAUCUGCUGAUCGGUUGACAGUCGGGCUUUUCGAGUGUCACAAUCUGCCACUCAAGGCAUCGGGACUGCCAAUCAGUGCGUCAAUUCUUCCAUACCCCACUGAUUGUCAUUUUAUAUCUUUCAUUACUGUAACCCAGGACAUAAUGAAUGAAGAAAGCAAUCAACGGUACCUCACCUGCUUCCCUCUAGGUGUUUACGCGAAGGUUAUGCUUAGCCAAGGCAUUCAAAGCAAACUUCUUAAAACAAAGCGUACCGAGUUGCUGGACCAACGGGAGAGUUUUAACGAGUCUUUCACUUUCUCCAAACUCGGAGACCCAAGCAAUAUUCACAUUCGAAUUGUGCUCACACAACCGGGUUUCAUUGAUAAACCGGUUGCCAUCGUCGUUCUCGGCAACGAAAUGGUUUCCAAGGGCAAUGGAAUUUCUCAUUGGGCCUCCGUGAUGGAGCAUCCAGAAUUGACCGUCACCGAGUGUCACGAAUUGCAGCCGUUAUGA